UUGUUCACCAGGGCCCCUGAUAGUGGGGAUGGACUUGGAGCAGACAGGAACCAGGUCGCGGCCCCUGAGUACACCUGCCUGAGGCAGAGGAAUCCGCCAGAGGUCUAUGCAGGUGGGGAGCCUAAUGUGAAGAGGCAGAAGGCAGAAGCAGGGAUGGCUAGAUCUGUGCAGGAUGGAUGGAUGGAUGAGUGGUGGUAAGCAUGGUCAAACGGGCCGGGUCGGUAACAGUGGGGUCAGCGUAGUACCAGGCAGCAGGCAGAAGAGUAGUCAGGUCACUCGCCGGGGUCGGUAACAGGAGUUCAGAUCAAAUAAGGGAUGUCCAGAAGAGAGGUCAAACAAGCCAGAGGGUCAGAGCAGGAGAAGUCAGCUGAGGUCAGGAUCAGGCAGA
Molecule: messenger RNA, 388 nt
Organism: Staurois parvus
Lineage: Eukaryota; Metazoa; Chordata; Amphibia; Anura; Ranidae
Source: the annotation of a GenBank genome assembly